Messenger RNA from Poecilia reticulata (guppy), 743 nucleotides. The record is from RefSeq and is a predicted model, not a curated record. Lineage: Eukaryota; Metazoa; Chordata; Actinopteri; Cyprinodontiformes; Poeciliidae.
CUGGAAGCCUGCGUUUGUUUUUCAUCAGCAUAUUCUGGCUGGACCCAAACAAUCUGUCCUACUGACUGGACGCCGAUCAACAAUCGCUGCUUUCUCUAUGUUACCGAUUACAAUACUUGGGCGGAUGCAGAGAAAACCUGUCUGUCCUUGGAGGCAAACCUUGCAUCAGUUCACAACAGUGACGAGUACCGUCAGGUUCAGAAUMUGAUAGCUGCAGCAGAUCACAUGUCCAAAGAAGCAUGGAUUGGAGGCUAUGAUGCACAGCAGGAGAAUACUUGGUUUUGGAGCGAUGGAAGCCCGAUGACCUACACAAACUGGUGUCCAUGGCUGCCGRAUAAUGCUGGAUUAUCCCAGCACUGCCUACAGAUGAACUAUUCAGAUGAAAAGUGCUGGGAUGAUUUGAGGUGUGAUUACCUACAGCCUUAUGUCUGUGCCAAGAAACCCUCAGCAAACUGAGGUUCCCAAAGAGGCCUGAUAUGUAAAACGGAACYAGUGGAGGAUGAAUGCAAGGAGUUUCUUAUUGUGCCUUCAUAGAAAACCCAAAAGAUAUUUCUGCAUUUUUUCUUCAUAUAAUUUCUGUCUUUAAUGCAACCUAAGGAAUGAAGCGACAAGUAAACAGCAGCUGGAUUGUCUCUCUUUAACAAGAUCAACUGAAUGAGUUAUAAGAAAAGAAAGAUCAUCUAAGCAAAACUUUCUUCUGUUCUUUGGCGUAGCAAGAAUAAAACUUUGAGGAAUCUAAACAA